AUGAAGGGAGCUUUCGCAGCCGCCGCCGUGGCUGCCCUGACUGGCGCCGCCAGCGCCUCUCACGGUCACCGCCACGCCCACGAGCUCUUCGCCGCGAAGAGAGCCGCCACUGGCGAGGUCUGUGUCCCUGGAUGCACCACCAUCUACUCGACCAUCACCGGCGAGCCUACCUUGGUUCCUAUCAAGGCUCCCCCGACCUCCGCAGCUCCUGUGCCUACCACCGCAGCUCCUGCUCCUGCACCACCGGCCACCACCUCCGUUGAGACUCAGGCUCCGGCUCCUACUUCUGAGGUCUAUGUCGUCCCUGUUCCGACUCCCUCUCCGGUCACCUUCCCAACUCCCGGAACUUACACCAUUCCGGCCACGACCAUCACCCUGACCGACACCACCACCGUCUGUGGUGCUAGCUCGACCCAGGUGCCCCCCGGAACACACACCGUUGGCGGUGUUACCACUGUCGUUGAGACGGCCACCACCGUCGUCUGCCCUGUUGCCACCGUCUCAACCAGCGGCACCGUGGUUACCAGCGUCAUUGUGCAGACCACCUACGUCUGCCCUGCUGCUGGUACCUACACCAUUGCUCCCAUCACCACCGUGGUCCCCUCGUCCACUCUCCUGGUCUACCCCGUCCCGACCAGCUACGAGCCCGGUACCUACACUGCUCCCGAGCAGGUCGUCACGGUCACCGAGACCGACUAUGUCACCUACUGCCCCUUCGCCAGCUCUGGUGCCCCGACUUCCACUCCCGCUCCUGCUGCGCCCACCAGCCCUGCCAGCUACCCUCCUCCUCCUCCUGCUCCCGCUCAGUCUACUCAGGAGCCCGCCAAGCCUAGCGCUCCCGCCUACUCUCCUCCGGCCUACUCUGCUCCCGCUGCUCCCAAGCCCAAGCCCACCCAGCCUGCCCCUGCUCCUAAGCCCAAGCCUGUGGCUCCCAGCGGUGGUCUCAGCGGCAACAACGACCACUAUGGUAUCACUUACACUCCCUAUGAGCCUGCCACCGGCAACUGCAAGUCUGCUGAUGAGGUUGACUCGGACAUUUCCAAGCUCAAGAACGCCGGUUUCCAGGUCAUCCGUGUCUACUCCACUGACUGCAACACUCUUGAGAACGUUGGUGGUGCUGCCAAGAAGUACGGCAUUGAGCUGAUCCUCGGUGUCUUUGUCAAGGGUGAUGGCUGCAGCUACGAGACCCCUGAUAUCAAGAGCCAGGUUGACGCCAUUGCUGCCUGGGCCCAGUGGGAUCUUGUCAAGCUCUUCGUCGUCGGUAACGAGGCUAUUAUGAACGGCUUCUGCUCUGCUACUCAGCUCGCCGAGCUCAUCACCACCGUCAAGGGCAAGUGCAGCGGCUACAGCGGCCCCUACACCAUCUCCGAGACUCUCAACAUCUGGCAGAACCCUGCUGUCUCCUCGGCCAUCUGCGGUGUUAUCGACGUCACUGGUGCCAACAUCCACCCCUUCUUCAACUCCGCCACCACUCCCGAUUCCGCUGGUGACUUCGUCGCUGGACAGCUCGAGCUCCUGAAGGAGAUCUGCCCUGGCAACGACGUCCUCAACCUGGAGUGCGGUUGGCCCAAGAAGGGUCAGUGCAACGGUGAUGCCUGCCCUGGUUCUUCCGAGCAGGCUACCGCCCUUAAGAACAUCCGUUCCAAGUGCGGUAACAAGACCGUCUUCUUCUCCGUGGACGAUGACAUGUGGAAGCAGCCCGGCAGCUUUGGUUGUGAGCAGAGCUGGGGUGCCGCCGCUGCCUUUGCCAUCAACGAGUAA
Messenger RNA from Trichoderma breve, 1761 nucleotides. RefSeq lists its product as uncharacterized. The record is from RefSeq and is a predicted model, not a curated record. The transcript has 2 exons. Gene Ontology annotation, biological process: cell wall organization. Bases 1 to 1761 code for a protein of 586 amino acids. Gene Ontology annotation, molecular function: glucan endo-1,3-beta-D-glucosidase activity; 1,3-beta-glucanosyltransferase activity. Lineage: Eukaryota; Fungi; Ascomycota; Sordariomycetes; Hypocreales; Hypocreaceae. Gene Ontology annotation, cellular component: extracellular region; fungal-type cell wall; cell surface.